UUAAAAUAUUCUGUUAUUAAAACUCAUCCAUCUUCAUUUGUCUCCACAGAACCGUUUCCAGUCUGGGCCAUAGUUCUACUGGUUCUACUGGUUCUGGCUCUGGUUCUGGCUGCUGCUGCAGGAGUUUCUGUUUAUUUCUGGUUCCGCUGGAAACCAGCCCCAGAACAGAAGGAGGUGGAAUCAGGGGUGAAGUCUGUCCUGCUGUCCUUUAAGGUCCCACAUCGCCUGUGGUUCUGUAAAUACAGACUGUCUGUGGCUAAAGUGGAGUGGAGGGACGGAGACAACAGGACCGUCCAUGUGUAUCAGAACGGUUCUGAUCAGCCUGGAGAACAGGACAAGAUCUACAGAACCAGAACCAGGAUGGAUGAAAACCUGCUGAAGACUGGAGACCUCAGUCUGACUCUGUCAUGGCCGACUGAUGGAGACGGAGGGAUCUACAGCUGCAGAGUCUACAACAGGAAGGGAGACGUCCUGAUGGAGAAACAAGUCUGGCUAAAGGUCAAAGUCCAAGAACAGGUGGAGGUGGAAUCAGGGGUGGAGUCUGUCCUGCUGCCCUGCAGAACCACAGAGAGUCUGGAUGGAGACGUUAGAGUGGAGUGGAUGGAUGACAGAGACAGGAAGGUCCAUGUGUAUCAGAACGGUUCUGAUCAGCCUGGAGAACAGAACGAGUUCUACAGAACCAGAACCAAGAUGGAUGAAAACCUGCUGAGGAAUAAAGACCUCAGUCUGACUCUGUCAUGGCCGACAUAUGGAGACGAGAACCUCUACAGCUGCAGAGUCUACAACAGGAAGGGAGACGCCCUGAUAGUGAAGCGAGUUCAGCUAAAGGUCAAAGACCCAGAACAGGUGGAGGUGGAAUCAGGGGAGGAGUCUGUCCUGUUGUCCUGGACAAUCACAAAGGAUCUGGAUGGAGACGUUAGAGUGGAGUGGAGGGACAGCAGAGACAAGAAGGUCCAUGUGUAUCAGAACGGUUCUGAUCAGCCUGGAGAACAGGACCCGUCUUAUAGAACUAGAACCAAGAUGGAUGAAAACCUGCUGAAGACUAAAGACCUCAGUCUGACUCUGAGACGACCCAGAGAGAGAGACAGAGGCAUCUUCACCUGCAGAGUCUCCAACAGAGCUGGAGUCAUCCGGAGGAUGAAACAAGUUGCUCUCCAUGUCAAAGGUCAGUGGUUUAAAUGUAUUUUUCCAAUCAGCUGAUUGGUUGUAAUCAAUAAUGAUGGUUGGCUGAUCACAAGGUCAAAGGUCAGUGUGAGCAGGAGAUAGAGGUCCAGGUUGGUUCUGUUUGGUUCUACCAGUAGAACCAACUGGAUCAGUUCUGGUUCUGAUAGGAAGAGAUGAAGCAGAGGAAAGAAAACGGUAAAAAGACGAGAGAGAGCAGCUGGAAGGACAACCAGGAAGGUAGAGAGAGAAACAUCAGAGCUGCAGUCAGAGGAAGUUCCUCCUCCAUCUUUCUCCACCAGAGAGAAUAAAUGAAUCCUCCACUGAGGACGUUCAGCAGGUGGAUCACUGGGUGAAGGAGUGAAUGCAGAGUGAAUGAAUGAAUGUAGAGUGAAUGUAGAGUGAAUGCAGAGUGA
This is a messenger RNA of Poecilia latipinna (sailfin molly), 1577 nucleotides long. RefSeq lists its product as uncharacterized. Gene Ontology annotation, biological process: T cell costimulation; positive regulation of T cell proliferation; negative regulation of T cell proliferation. The record is from RefSeq and is a predicted model, not a curated record. Lineage: Eukaryota; Metazoa; Chordata; Actinopteri; Cyprinodontiformes; Poeciliidae. The coding region runs from base 361 to 1200 and encodes 279 amino acids. Gene Ontology annotation, cellular component: external side of plasma membrane. The transcript has 5 exons.